ACAAAGCGGUGCCCUGACGAACGCCCCCCCAACGAGUUCUUCUCCUAAUCAAGAGCCCCCCCAAGUGAAUGGUAUGCCGCAGCAAGGAAAUAUCCCCCGAUCUACUGCUACGGUGCAUCCUUUCACUGUAGAUACCAGGCAGAUGGCUGCUCGACAAAACCCGAUGUAUCAACAGAAUAUCUAUUCUCCCUACCCUCAGUAUUCCGCAGCAAAGCAGCAACAGAGCGUUCUAGCCGCCAACUACCCCAUUCACCCUGAUGUGAAAUUUCGACGACUUCCUUUUACAGAACAGCACGCCUCUGAAAUAUGUCAUCUUUGUCUCAUACAGGUAACAUAUUCAUUAAUACAAGAAGGCACUUUCUACUUCCACCUCACCCCUCAGCAAGCUACCGACAUAGCCAGUUCCAGAGACAUCAGACCAGGAGUGAAGUGCGACUACGUGAAGCAGGUCCAGAUGAGGUUCUGCCUGCUGGAAACUACUUGCGAGCAAGAAGACUAUUUCCCUCCGAACGUAGUCGUGAAAGUGAACAACAAGUUGUGCCCCCUACCGAACCCCAUUCCUACCAAUAAGCCAGGGGUGGAACCAAAGCGCCCGCCUAGGCCCGUGAACAUAACGCAGAUGGUGAAGUUGAGCCCAACUGUUGCGAACACCAUAUCCGUCUCGUGGGCAGCAGACUACGGCAGGGGUUACGCAAUAACGGUAGGGUUGGUUCACAAGCUGAGCUCUUUGGAUCUCCUGCAGCGGCUCAAGAACAAGGGGAUAAAGAACGCAGACCAUACGAGAGCGCUGAUCAAAGAAAAACUGAACGACGACGACUGCGAAAUAGCCACAACGUCGCUCAGGGUGUCGCUGAUGUGCCCCUUGGGUAAGAUGAGGAUGACUACCCCAUGUCGAGCGAUAACCUGUAGCCAUCUGCAGUGCUUCGACGCUUCGCUGUUCCUCCAGAUGAAUGAACGGAAACCGACUUGGAACUGCCCGGUGUGUGAUAAGCCGUCGCUGUACGACAAUCUGGUGAUUGACGGAUAUUUCACAGAAGUGCUGAGCUCCUCCAUUCUUUCUCCGGAUUGCAAUGAAAUCCAGUUGAACAAGGACGGCACGUGGAGCGUGCAAGUCCAAGACAAGAAGCAAGUGAAAAUUGAUAAGCCAACGGUGAUCGGUAUCGACGAUUCCAUAGAGAUCAUCGGAGACGAUGUCGAAAUCGUGACCAACUCGGCUACUUCUUCGUUGGUUGCGGAAAAACCUAAAGAAGCCGAGAAGGAAGCGCCCAAACCAGAAGAAAAGAAGAAAGACAUAGUGGACCUGACCAUUUCCGACUCCGACGACGAUGAACCUUUGGCUAAAAGAAGAGCCAUCAAUCCCAAGCCAGACUCUACCAGCAUCUCGUCAAGCAGCAACCAGUCAAGAAUAACCACAACGCCGGGCCCUUCUUCGGUUUCCAGCUCAGGCUACCCUGCCAGCCCUUCAGUCAUCAACCUGGACAGUCCUUCACCGCCGAGAUCGCCACAACCCCAAGCGGGCGUCCAGCAACAGCCGCUCCAGCAGCAGCAACCGCCUCCAGCCCAACCCGCCUCUUGCAUGCUUGCCAGCCAGACGAACGGAAACGCCAAGCCUACCGCGACGGCGGUGCCCUUCAUGAGCCCCAACAGUAUGCCGUUCUUAGAUCUGGACGGCGAGGCGGCCGGUGCCGCGACUUUGAAUUAUCCGACGAGCUAUUGACAAGGGGGGGAUUUUGUGCGCGAGGGGCGUUAUUGUUUUAUUUGAGAGUGUACAGUUAGGAUUGAUCAGAUUUUUCGAAAUGAAUUCGGUCCUAAGUGGAAGUGCACUGCCAAGGAUAUUUUUACUUUGUGCCUGUAUAUUCUAAUAUUCAUCCAUGGAAGUUUGCAGAUUGGAAAGCUGACUUUUUUGUAACUAUUUGAUACGUUUUCAAUAUUUUAGAAUUGAGUUGUUACCACUGAUAGUUUUUCAUUGAUAGUGAACUUUUCUCAGAGAAAACUUUAUUUAUAUAACUCAGGUGUGACGACAGUACGGGGAACAAAAACUUAAUUGGCCUGAGGACUUGACAAGGCGCAUAUGGAAGUUUUCUUAUUACAUACUACAGGCUUGUAUGGUCCUAAAAGUUUUAUAUUCAUCGCAAGAGAUUAAAUUUGAUCUUGUGAAGAGUGAAAGGUAUGGCGCCCAAUGAGGGGCGGUUUGAGGAUAAUUGGUAAUUCAGGCUAUAUAAUUUCAACAAUUCAAACACGUAGAGAUUUGUUGUUCUUGGCUUGUCUCUUGGAGUUUGGUCAGUUACUAAUCUUUAGCAACUGUCAAAACCGGCCUCAUAGUUUUUUAUUGGUGAACAGAACAUUUUUGGAGUCCAUUUAUAUUGUUUGGUAUGUUUCGGAAAUGAAAUUUCAAACAACUGACGUUUCAAAGAGUUGAUUUCAAUAUUGGAUGGAGCCUGAUUUCCUAUUCCAGUUGGUUUUACCUGUAAACCAAAAAUAUUGUUAGUAAUAUAGUUAUUUAUAUCAAAAAUUGUCAAUAAAAGAUGGAAAUAGAUAUUUUCCUAAAAGAACGAA
Messenger RNA from Leptinotarsa decemlineata (Colorado potato beetle), 2556 nucleotides. It is a transcript of the gene Su(var)2-10, whose product is annotated as E3 SUMO-protein ligase Su(var)2-10. NCBI's taxonomy places the organism in Eukaryota, Metazoa, Arthropoda, Insecta, Coleoptera, Chrysomelidae. Gene Ontology annotation, molecular function: transcription coregulator activity; SUMO ligase activity; zinc ion binding. The record is from RefSeq and is a predicted model, not a curated record. Gene Ontology annotation, biological process: protein sumoylation; regulation of transcription by RNA polymerase II. Gene Ontology annotation, cellular component: chromatin.